Neofelis nebulosa (Clouded leopard) is the source of this 10243-nucleotide messenger RNA. RefSeq names its product myelin expression factor 2 (gene MYEF2). Lineage: Eukaryota; Metazoa; Chordata; Mammalia; Carnivora; Felidae. The transcript has 17 exons. Gene Ontology annotation, cellular component: cytoplasm; post-mRNA release spliceosomal complex; nucleus. The coding region runs from base 122 to 1915 and encodes 597 amino acids. Gene Ontology annotation, biological process: regulation of mRNA stability involved in response to oxidative stress. The record is from RefSeq and is a predicted model, not a curated record. Gene Ontology annotation, molecular function: mRNA binding.
CUGAGCGCUCGGGGCCUUUUCAAAUCGGGAUCCGUUACCGCUUUCCCGGCCGCCGCCAUUGUAGUGCUCGGAGCCCCUCAGCGCAGGCGGCCGUGGCGGAGGCGGAGGCAGCGGCAGCGGGAUGGCGGACGCCGACAAGCCCGAGGUGCUCGGGGCCGCUGGCGACGACAGUCCGCAUCAGCAGCCAGUGGAGCAGCCGGGCGAGCCGCGGCGAGAACCGCACCCGCCGGAGCCAGAGAAGCAGCCGCCGCAGCACAGCAGCAGCUCCAAUGGCGUUAAAAUGGAAAAUGAUGAAUCAGUCAAAGAAGAUAAAUCUGAAUUAAAAGAAAAAUCUUCAGGAAAUAAGAAGGCCAAUAGAUUUCAUCCUUAUUCAAAAGAUAAGAAUUCAGGCACUGGAGAAAAGAAGGGUCCAAAUCGAAACAGAGUUUUCAUUAGCAACAUCCCAUAUGAUAUGAAAUGGCAAGCUAUUAAAGAUCUAAUGAGAGAAAAAGUCGGUGAGGUUACAUACGUGGAGCUCUUUAAGGAUGCGGAAGGAAAAUCAAGGGGUUGUGGUGUUGUUGAAUUCAAAGAUGAAGAAUUCGUAAAGAAAGCACUAGAAACUAUGAACAAAUAUGAUCUUAGUGGAAGACCCCUGAAUAUUAAAGAGGAUCCUGAUGGAGAAAAUGCUCGUAGGGCAUUGCAACGAACAGGAGGAUCAUUUCCAGGAGGACAUGUACCCGAUAUGGGAUCGGGGUUGAUGAAUUUACCACCUUCCAUUCUCAAUAAUCCAAACAUUCCUCCUGAGGUUAUCAGUAAUUUGCAGGCUGGUAGACUUGGUUCCACAAUUUUUGUUGCUAAUCUUGACUUCAAAGUUGGUUGGAAGAAGCUAAAGGAGGUGUUCAGCAUAGCUGGAACUGUAAAACGGGCAGAUAUUAAAGAAGACAAAGAUGGCAAGAGCAGAGGAAUGGGCACAGUCACUUUUGAACAAGCAAUUGAAGCAGUUCAAGCAAUUUCUAUGUUCAAUGGGCAGUUUUUGUUUGAUAGACCUAUGCAUGUGAAAAUGGAUGACAAGUCUGUCCCUCAUGAAGACUACCGCUCACAUGAUAGUAAAACACCACAGUUACCACGUGGUCUUGGAGGCAUUGGAAUGGGACUUGGUCCAGGUGGACAGCCUAUUAGUGCCAGCCAGUUGAAUAUAGGUGGUGUAAUGGGAAAUUUAGGCCCAAGUGGUAUGGGAAUGGAUGGUCCAGGUUUUGGAGGAAUGAAUAGAAUUGGAGGAGGAAUUGGGUUUGGUGGUCUGGAAGCAAUGAAUAGCAUGGGAGGAUUUGGAGGAGUUGGCCGAAUGGGAGAGCUGUACCGUGGUGCGAUGACUAGUAGCAUGGAGAGAGAUUUUGGACGUGGUGAUAUUGGAUUAAAUCGAGGCUUUGGAGAUUCCUUUGGUAGACUUGGCAGUGCAAUGAUUGCAGGAAGAAUAGGAGCUUCUAACAUGGGUCCAGUAGGAUCUGGAAUAAGUGGUGGCAUGGGUGGCAUGAACAGUGUGACUGGAGGAAUGGGGAUGGGACUAGACCGGAUGAGCUCCAGCUUUGAUAGGAUGGGACCAGGUAUAGGAGCUAUACUGGAAAGGAGCAUCGAUAUGGAUCGAGGAUUUCUGUCCGGUCCAAUGGGAAGCGGAAUGAGAGACAGAAUAGGCUCCAAAGGCAACCAGAUAUUUGUCAGAAAUCUGCCUUUUGACUUGACUUGGCAGAAACUAAAAGAGAAAUUCAGUCAGUGUGGUCAUGUAAUGUUUGCAGAAAUAAAAAUGGAGAAUGGAAAGUCAAAAGGCUGUGGAACAGUCAGAUUUGACUCCCCGGAAUCAGCUGAAAAAGCAUGCAGAAUAAUGAAUGGCAUAAAAAUCAGUGGCAGAGAAAUCGAUGUUCGCUUGGAUCGUAAUGCGUAAUUUUAAACCACGGUUGGAACAUUCUUACAUCUGUUUUGCUGAAUCUCCUAGAAAGAGUCAUUUUUUUUAGUAAUACUGUAUGCUUACAAAAGCUGUAAAAAUGAACUUUUAAAACUCCCACCAGCUUUUAACAGUAUAGUGUUAAAUAUACUGUGGUUUUUGUUAAUCUCAAGUUUGGGUUUUUAAAGACAGCAAGUUGGUCAUUCAGUUUAAAUGAAUGGUUAUACUGUUUUUAAUGAAAUAAGCCAUUUUUCUUGUUGUUACUUUCAGUACUACAUAGUGGGAUUUGUCUAAGUUUCCUCAACUUUUAUCAACUUACUGUAAGGUAAAACAGAUGGUUUUUUCAAAACUUCCGUUUUAUAUAUGUAAUUGUCCUUGAAAAGAAAGGGCUCAGACAAAUUAGGAUGUGAUUUUGGGUUGGUUUUAAAUUACUUUUCUUGGUGAUGAAGAAUUACUGUAAGUAAGUUUUAGAUUCUAAAGUUCAGGAUAUUUUUUAUUUGACUUAAAUGAAGAAAUGGAGUUUUCCUGCUCUUCCUUCUCCCAUCAUCCAUGUUUUCCACAUAACCCUAUUAAUAUCAACCUCCACAGCCCCUUAUUUUAUUAUUUCCGAUGAUUCCAAGUUCAUAUAGAACCGAUAAUGUGGUAAUCCCCAAGUAUAAUAAUAGGCAGACUACUCCCAGCUUUCUGUCUAGUUUCCAGCCAUUGAAGUGAACUGCUGAAAAAAGGAAAAUAAUAGAAAUGUUGAGAGAGAUGGUUAUGUAAGUUAGUCCUCUGCUGUUCACUUCUACAGGAGCUGAUGCAUUUAUAAAUGCAGUUUUAAUAAACCAUGGAACACCUAGGCACAGCAUAUCAAACACAUUGGAUCCCACGAUGUUAGACAUAGCCAUAUCUCCUUUGCCUGCAAAAAAAAAAAAAAAAAAAAAAGCAUGUUGUUAAAAUGUGCACACCAAUGCUGUAUUUUUAUUAAUAAGCUUCAUAAAAAAACACUGGAAAUUUUUUUUUGUUUGUUGGUUUUGGAAAAUUGUUAUUAGAACAAAAGUCUUACUGAAUUUGUAUUUUUUAAUUUUGGGGGGGGUUAGUAUUUAAAGUCUUAACAUUUAUUUAAUAAUAAUUAUCUUUAUUUAUUAAACCAUUUUUCAAUAAGGUCUGUAGAUUACUUGUUGCUUUUCAUUCUCAUUUAAUAUGGUUAAUUAUGAUUUAAUGCACAUUUCAGAUAAGUAUUAUUUGGGGGUUAGAUUUAGUGAAGUUAAUCUGCAAUUAAAUAGUAAACCCUUCCUCUUGAGUCACUCUUUUUUUUUUUCUUCAAAGUAUGCUGAGGAAAUUUUUUUUUUAAUGUUUAUUCAUUUUUGAGAGACAGACUGAGCGAGGGGAGGAGCAGAGAGAGAGGGAGACAGAAUCUGAAGCAGGCUCCAGGCUCCGAGCUGUCAGCACAGAGCCUGAUGCAAGGCUCCAACUCACGAAUCAUGAGAUCAUGACCUGAGCUGAAGUCGGACGAUUAACCGACAGCCACCUGGGCGCCCUGAGGAAAUAAAUAUUUUUAAAGGUACUUUUGUUCAGUGUAUUUCAGCCAGGGUUGAAGAAUGGGCAUUGCAGCACGAGGGACCUAGCUCUUACCUUUUCUUGCAACCAACACACUGGCAAUCGUGUCUGGCAGGCUUGUUCCUGCUGCUAAUAAAGUAAGGCCCAUUACUGUGUCUGGAAUUUCUAAUGUUUCCCCUAUAAUAAACAUAGAUACUACAAGUUACAAAUCUUAUAGAUUCAAUAACCAUUCUCUGCAGUUAUUUCAGAUAUUUCCUUCCUGAACAAAAAGAAAAUAGGCACAUUUAGAUUUCACAACCAAUAUGUACUUAGAUUUUAGCUAGAUAAAUAUUUGAAUAAGAUUGGCAAAUUGGGUAAUACAGGUAGUACAGAUUUUUAAUGAUAGAUAUCUAAAGAUAUUUAAUGGACAAAAUUCUACUAAGGAAUAAUUCCUCUGCCUGAUAAUGCCUACCAAAGGUUUGGAUGUUCACUAUUAACUGAUCAAGGCUGUUGCUUAAUAUAUGCUAAUGAUAAGAUUGGUUAUUUUCUGUUUUGCAAAGCAUUUUCUUAAAGUCAGAAUUAAACAAGUUGUUUAUAACUAUUUUUAACCUAUAAAUGUGUUAACAUGGUACACAUUUUUUAGGUCCUACUUUGGUGAUAUACCUUAAACAAAGGAAAACAAAAAUCGGGUUCUACCUGAAUCUUCCUAACAUCAUGUUCCCGAUUUAUUAAUCCUUCUGUUAAGUUUGAUGUCAGUCCAGCAUUUUCCAGAAAUGUGUUCAGAAACAGAAUCAGAGGGAAGUUAAAUAAAAAAAACAUGUAACUGCUCUUUUAAUGUUGCAAUUGAAUACUUACCUUAAAGUCUUUUUCUUAAAAUGUCAAUUAAAAGUACUUUAAGUAGCUGUUUAUUGCAUGCUUUAUAUAUUGAUAUUGGAAUUAUAGUUGGUUGUUAAUUUUUGUUACUGGUUUGCCAGAGUUCAUAUGUACAUAAAUAACAAUAAUAUUUAUCAUCUUGGGGGCUGUUCUAUGAUCUGUUACUUGAUUUUGCUCUUUUCCUGAUUUCCUAUUGUUAAGUAUAUUCUGGCUGAGAAAAUUUGGAGAGAUUUAAUAUGCAAGCUAAUUGGACUUUUUCAUCCUUGUCAUUAAAAGAAAAGAAAUACUCUGCUUUUUGCUAGCAUGCUAUUCUAAGUCAUACAUUAAUUUGGGGAAAGUCAGAGAUCGGCAAGCUUUUUUUGUAAAGGGCCAUGUAGUAAUUAUUUUAGGCAAUGCAGGCUAUAUGGUUUCUGUUGCAAAUAUUCAUCUCUGCCAUUUCAGUGUGAGAACAUCCACAGAUAAUAUAUAAAUGAUUAUAUUCAGUAUUAUGUUCAGUGAAACUUAAUGAGCAAAAACAGGAGUCCUGACGGUUUGGGCACACAGACCAUAGUUUGCUCACCUCUGAUAUGUUCAUUUGGGUUAACCUUUCUGGGAGAAAUUCUUGAUUUUUUUUUUUUCCUAUGUUUAUAUUCAGUGUUUUUCUUUUGGAGUUCUGUGAAACUAGAGCUGAUUAUGGCCAGUGGUAAUAUUUAAAUUUCAAUCAUGAAGGUAGUAGAAACCUAAACUUAAAUUUUAUUUUAUGUACUUUUCACCCAUUUCAUAGUUGGUUUGUAUUGCCAUAUCCAAAAGCAAAGUGAAAUGUAAUCCAGUUAAACAGUGAGCAUGUACUGUUUUCUCAAAAUAUUGUCCCUUUGCUAUAUUUUUCAUUGUGGAAUAGAAUUCAAUGGAUAGAGCAAAUUGUAGACCCCAUACAAUGUGAUUUAAUUAUUAGCAUAAUAGGAGGACAUCCUGUGUACUUGAUUUCAUUUAUAAGAAGAUCCCUUGACUUGUAACUCUAGGCUGUAUAAUAUUUGAGAAUAUAGUUGGUAUAUAAUACACAACUUACAAACCCCUGAAUGAUCUUGCUGGUAUAUUAAUAUUUAAUCUUUUUGUAAAUAGCAGUUAUCUUUAGUCUUUGUGGAAAGAGAAAUUCCUCCUUAGCUAGACUUUUAGUGAAUAUAAGCAGUUCUUCUGUGAAACUGAUUAUUUUCUUUUUUAAAUUGUGCUCUUGUACUAAAGAUACAUACCAGUUAUUGUGACCAUCCAAACCAGGAUAUAUGUAAAUGCAGAUAUCCAUAGUGCCGACACGAAAAAGGUUAUCAUAAAGUAAUUUUUCCAAAACUUUCUUCUACAAUCUGGUGUGGUUAGAAAAAGUAAGGUAAUGAUAGGAAGGGAUAGUACCCAAAAAAUUCUUUGUAAGUCUGCUUCAGGCAUGUUGAAAACACUUGGUGGAUCUGUUGAGGAAAAAAUAAAUGAUUUUGAGUUUUCUCAAAUGGCCAAUUAAGUUGGAAAUGUCCAUUUAGAAAGCUAUAUUGAAAUAAAUUAGCUGUAUCAGUUUCUAAGAGGCUAUUUAAAACAUUUGAAUACCUCAUUACUGAUAUUGCUGGCAAAAAGGAACUAAUUGAGACUUUAGGGCAGACAGUAUAAAAUGCGAUACUCAGCAUUUCUUGAUUUGGGACCUAAAAUCCAUCAAAAUAUCUUGGAUCAUUCAGUAAAUGUAUUCGACAUAAUGUUUAUUAAGUGUCAGUUGGACUUCUCUUGGUUUUCUACAAUAUGAAUGGUUUUUAGUAACUUUUUUUGCUUAUGGGACUAACUUGCCUUCUACCUAUUAUAGCUAAUGUAGUUGUCUCUGUCCUCCAGUAUUGAUGAUGUCUCUAGCCUGCCCUGUGUAUCAGAUAAUGCAUACUUAAGAUGUAUAAAACAAUUAGAGCAUAAUAUUUUUAUUAAGUUGAAUAUUCCAUUCUAAAUAUCAUUGUGAUUUUUGGGGGGCUUCAAGUUUUCUUUCUUAACAUUUAUUUGUUAAAUUUGGAAUUCACUAUAAUUCUUAGGAAGAGCCUUUAAGAAAAUAGGAACUAGUAUGGAAUCUACAAUAUAACUUACAAAACUUGAGUAUGUUCUUUUAUUUAAUUUGUUUUGUUAAGUUAGUGGAAGACAAUAAUAUAUUGGAUAAAAAUAAGAGUUCACUUUAAAAUUAUUUAAAAUUUGCAUGGCAUUUACAAAAUAAUGUACUAUAUUGUAAUGUACGAUAAUAACGUAGCCAUGUAUUGGAUCAAAUUACAUUACAACUAAUGCCAGUAAAAUAAGUCAUGAAAAAAUUUGCAAAGCUUCAGCCAAUGGACCAUUAAAUAAUAUUAGAUAUAAUUUUAGUGUAAUGAAAAGAUUCUUUUGGUUCUUUUGAAUUUCUUAUUAAAAAAUUUAACUUAGCAAUAUGCCACUUGCACCUGAAAGUCUAGAAACUAAUUUUUAGAAGAAGGGGAAAUGUCAUGUUGUAAUUUUUUUAGGUAGUAAAUUAGAAUAGCUUCCUAAUGUACUUAGGUAAAUUUAGAAUCUGUUUCAUACAACCACUUUGUAAAAAACUAAUGCAUAAAUUUCUGUUUCUGGCCCUAGAUGAACUUCUACUAAACGCAUUUAUCCACAUGUUCUGCAACUGCUUCAGAUGACAUAUUUAAAACUGGUUUUUCGCACACCAGCACUUUUUCCUAAAUUCCACGUUUUUGUAAGUGGUGUUCCCCUUUUCUCAAUCAGUCAUGAACGAAACCUCAGAAUUUCCUCUGCUCCCUUUUCUGACCUGUACAGUCUUUCAGUUGCCCCACCUUGGUGGUGCUUCCUCUGCAUUGUCUCUUUUAUUCCUACUCCUUUGCUCUGUCCAGGCACCUACCAAACACACCAGCUGUUUUAGUGGCUUCUUACAGACCUCCAUUUCUUUUAUCCUCUAAUUGCCCUGCUCAGAAACCUGCAGAUUUAUAUACUAGGAUAUAAGGCUCUCCUAUUCUUUACUAUCAACCUUUAAUCUGCUUCUUUAACGUAUACAUUCUGUGCUCCAGGUAUGCAAGUUCUUGACCAGGCCUUUUGCCCAUAUUAAUUCAUUGGCCAUCAGUUUAUCGAAUAUACUUUACUUUUACUUCUAUGUUAUUUACAUAACAGGCUUCUGUAACUGUUAAUUAUUGGUAAUAAAUCAGGCCAUCAGUUAAAAUCUGAUCUAUUCCACAAGGCUCAGUUUAAAUGCUGCCUUCUCUGUGGUUAUCUUUCCUAGCUUUUAUACAAAUUUUAUACAGUCUGUCCCAUUUAGGAACUACAGUUGUACUUUAUUUUCUCCUCUUUAUAGUACUUCAACCUUCGUCUUCUAGCUAUUUUCUUUUUUCUCUAUAGUACUGGAAGAUUCUUAAGGAUAGGGACCACCUCUUCAUCAUGUCUGAAUAUCCACAGUGUCUUUUACAUAAAAAGUAUAUAGUAAUUGCUGAAUCAAAAUGAGACUCAAGUUUUUCUAGUGAGUAGAUUUAAUAGUGGGCAUGAUGUGCUUAUUACCUUCAGAAACCUGACUAAGACCAUGUAAACUUAAAGGAAGCUGAGAGUAGCCAGAAUCGUCAUGAAAAAUCCCACUGUCAGUUCUUGAUUGCCGACGGAUGAGUGGCUGACCCUCGUCUUCCCAUCCCAUCAGUGGUUCUUGCUCACUUCUCCUCUCCGUAGUUUCGGCAAGACAAGUGCAGCAAGGGCUGAAUUUCUUUAUAAUAUAUUGGUUAACUUUAAUGUCAAAACACAGCACCAAAACAUAUAAUCCAUAUAUCAAAAGCAGUAAAGUUCCUUCAUACCUAUAAAUUAGAGAAAUUUGUGUAUUUUAAAAUAAAAAAACAAAGGUUUUGUAGAGCUACUAGUUUGGGGGCAGUAUCUGCUUAAUAAUUUUCCAACACAGCAAUAAAACAAGCAAAUAAUAUUUCUAGGUGUAUUUUGGUUUUAUAGUUGUGUCCAGACUUGGCUACAGCAUUAUUACAAAUUUAUGCAUAAAAGCUUGGCAUUCAUUUCUAUAUUUCAAAUAAAACCAAGGAUUCUAAAUUCAUUGUCUUCAUUUAUACUUUACAAAUUAUAGGCAUAAAAAAUGCUUUGAAAAUAAAAAUUGUAGACUUUCAAAAUAAAAGUUAAACUAGUGCAUAGUGAUGGGAAUUCUCCAUUUCAGUUCAUUGACAGCAUGCAUUCCUCAAAAUAUACAGUAUUAUAAAAGAAUAUGGUUUAUCUGUUAGUUCAUUUCAACUGUAUCUAUUCAAAUCUGGUGUAAAAGUUUUGUGUAAACUAUUCAGAAUAUAUAAGGCUUUGGGACUUUCCAGUUUACAGGAGUUUUUUUCAUUUUUGGUUUUUUUUUUUUUUUUUUUUUUGAUAUAACUAAAUUUGGCUUGUAGUCACAAGACAAUAAGGAUAUUUAAAAAAUGAAAUUACAUCAUAGGCACUAAGAACUGUUGUCCCAUACUCUGGUCUCCUAAAGAGUUGUGAUUAGGUAAUACCACUACAUUUGAACCUUUCAUUUACCUUUUAUUUUAUAGCCAGUGAAGCUCUGCUACACUGAAAGCACAGAAUUCUUGUUUUCCCUAAUGGAGGGAGCAUAGGUUUGGAUACUCUUACAGUUAUUGUCAUUGUCCCUUUACAGACAAUCAUUAGGACAGUCAUUGUCACUUUAAAGAUAACUGCUGAGUUCCAGAAGGAUCCCUACUAUAGACAAUAGGCUUUCUUUGGGAGACUGACUAGAUUUCAGGAUGAUUCAUUUAGAAAUUCUGCUCCCUGCAAGAUUUUAAGUUUCUUGUCUGCAGGUCUUAUGCAGGGUUGCUAAGUUGUCAUACUCCAGAAAGUUGUAAAACUCCAGUUGUAAUACUCCAGAAAGGUGCCAUUUACAUUGUUUUCUAUUUUUCUGGUAUCCUGUAGCAUUAUGCAGUGCACAGUCUAUAUGGCUGUGCAUUUUACAUUCCUCUCCAUCCCUUGUGACUCCUAGCAUGGUGAUAAACCCAUAAUAGAUACCUGGUUCUUCUUAGUUGAAAAAGUUAUUAGCUGUCCACUGAGUCACCCUCUUUUUCAUUUUCUUGCAACAGCAAGACACUGGGAGGUAACAAAGCAAACAAUUGCUAGUACCUAUAUAUUGUUGAUUCUUAGAGGAAGAAGGCUAUAGUUGUUGCUAAAUGAACAUCAGAGAGAGAGUUGGAAGAAUUGAAAGAUUUUAAAAUUUACUUCCUCCGUCAUUUCUCUCCGGUCUUGUGACUAUGACCACUUCUAACCUAGGCAAGGUAAACCACCCAGUAGAAGAAAAGACCCAACUGCUGGGGCUUUAAUUGACAACAAAAGGGGAGACUGAACAGGCUGAGGGGUGAAGGAAGGGUGGUAAUGUCCAGUGAUCAGUGAGACAAGGAGACUCACAUGACUGAAGAACUUUCAAAGGGAAAACCCAACCAGCACCUGUGAUGAGGAAGUUAGCUCAGAGGCAUGUGGGAAAAUGGUACCAAAGUGGUAGGUAAUUGAGAAGUGACUGAAAUAACAUUUCCGAAAAAGAGAUGUUGCUAAACCAUUGGAAUUUCAUAAAAACCCUCUCUGUAAUUGUGUUUUCCAUAAGAGUAAUGAUCAUUUCAAGCUUACCAGUAAACUUGGUUGUCGAAUAUUAUGCCAAGAACUGCAGCUACACUAAUUGCAUAUGCUGCACAGUCUCUGAAUAAGGGCCAACAUGAUAGCGUUGAGGCCUGUAAAAUGAUAAUUUACUGUUUCCGUUACAGUGUAACUUCAAGUACAUGCUUAGCACAAUACUAAAACUAUAUGUUUGUAGCUAAAUAUUGUAACCUUUUGCAUUUUGCUUAGAGAAGGAAUUUUAAGAAAAAUGGUGUUUCAGAACCUACUCUGGUUUUCAUAAAUUUGACCAAGAGCUAUUUGUGGGUUAACUUUAAAUGAAAUACAUGUUUUUCUACUGAUUAAUAAAUUUGAUUGAACACA